UCAUUCGAAAUGCAAGACUUCAGAUUGUUCACCAUUUAGUUCUUGGUUUCAGCAAUGUCUCGAAAAGUUGUUGCACUGACAAUAGGAGUGGCAUGUGUGGGGAUAGGUUUGGGGGUCAUUAUCGGCUACUUCUCACACACACAAAAUUCCCCAACCAACCCAGAAUGGGUGAGUAAAGUAGAAACGUUUUUUCGUGACGUGGACGAUGACGUCAUUGGAGAGUUUUUAGAGGGAAUCAAAGGAAACAACAUCCGAAGUAAUUUACAAUAUUUUGCUGACCGACCGCAUAUGGCUACCUCGCCACGUGACGAAGAACUAGCCAAUCACAUUCAAGCAUUAUGGAGCGAGCAACUAGACAGUUCAGAAUUAAAACCUUACAAAAUAAUGCAUGGAUUGUUGUCUGAAGAUCCGGCAAAACCCAACGUAUUUACAGUCGUGGACGAAAAUGGCUUGGAGUAUUUUACAUCUAGGCAAACAGAGAUCGUGUAUGAUGAAUACAUGAAAAAUCCGGAGACAAUUGUUCCUUAUUUCAAUGCAUUUGGUCCACCGGGUGACGUUAAGGGUAAAUUGAUUUAUGCAAACUUUGCGCAAGAAAGCGAUUUUACUGCCUUACAAGAUAUGGGAGUGGAUAUGAAUGGGACCAUAGCCCUUGUUAAAUACGGGGGUGGUGUAGGUCGUGGUGGGAAGGCGAUUAACGCGGAAAAGUUUGGAGUGAUUGGAGUUCUCGUGUAUUCUGACCCUGCUAACUAUGCUGUAGAAGGCGAACAAGGCUACCCAAUCGAUUCUAGCUUGCCAGGCACCGGUGUACAGCGUGGGUCGGCAUUGGGGGAUCAUGGAGACCCGUCAACGCCAGAUUAUCCAUCAACCGAGUAUGCAUACAGGGUACCACUGGAAGAAAUCAAACAAUUUCCCCCCAUUCCCUUGCAGCCCAUUGCUUACGAAGACGCAGAGGCCAUGUUAAAGUUAGUUGCAAUGCAUUUGCUCGAACUUAAUUGGCACUAAUUAGUUGUCUAAUAUCGUAGCUAUACGUUCAAA
Messenger RNA from Ciona intestinalis (vase tunicate), 1035 nucleotides. The record is from RefSeq and is a predicted model, not a curated record. Lineage: Eukaryota; Metazoa; Chordata; Ascidiacea; Phlebobranchia; Cionidae.